AUAAGAAACUGCCAUUUUACCAAAAGUGAUUGUGUUAGUUUACAUUCCUACUUGGUGUGGCAGACAGAUUCUAAGGUGGCCCCCAUGCCCCUGUCUCUUGGCAUUUAUGCCUAAUGUAAUUCCCUCCCCUUGAAUAUGGGUGGGACUUGUUCCUUUCUAAUAGGCUAUGACAAGAGUGACAAGAUAUACAUCGUUAUGUGUAUGUGAUAAUGUUACAUCAGAUUGUAAUGGCUGUAUUGUGAGGACACUCUCUCCUUGCCAGCUUUGAAGAAGCAAGUUGCCAUGUUGUGAGCUACCUAUGGAGAGGGCCGUAUGGCAGGGAGCUGAGGGUAGCUUCAAGUUCACAGUCAGCAAAAACGCAUGGUCCUCAGUCCAGUAGCCCACAAAGAACUGAAUGCUGCCAAUAUCCAUGUGAACUUGGAAACUCAAGACUCUCUUGAGACCAUAGCCCCAGCCAACAGCUUGGUUGAAAUCUUAUUGACCCACUUAAACUAUGCUUGGACUUCUAACCCAUUGAAACUGUGAGAUAAUAAAUGCCUGUUGUUUUAAGCUGCUAAGUUCGUGGCACUGUUAUUACACAGCAGUAGAUAACUAAGACUAGUAAUGUAUGAAAGCUCCCAUUGCGCCACAUCCCUACUAGCAUUUAGUUUGUCAGUCUUUAAAAAAAUUUUUUUUAAAUGUUUGUUUAUUUUUGAGAGACAGAACACGAGCACAGAAAGGGCAGAGAGAGACGGAGACACAGAAUCGGAAGCAGCCUCCAGACUCUGAGCUGUCAGCACAGAACCUGACGUGGGGCUCGAACUCACGAACCGUGAGAUCAUGACCUGAGCCCAAGUCGGUGCUCAACUGACUGAGCCACCCGGGCACCCCAAGUUUUGCCAGUCUUUUUAAUUAGCCAUGGUCAUGGGUGCGAAAUGGUAACUCCCUCUCAUUUAAUUUGCAUUUCUUUUUUUUAUUUUUAAGUUUUUUGUUUUUAGAGAGAGAACACAUGUAUGAGCAGGGAAGGGGCAGAGAGAGAGAGAGAGAGAGAGAGAGAGAGAGAGAGGGAGAAUCCCAAGCAGGCUCUGCACUGUCAUCAUGGAACCUAAUACAGGGCUUGAACUCCCAAACUGCGAGAUCAUGAGCUGAACCAAAACCAGGAGUUGGAUUCUUAACCGACUGAGCCACCCAGGCACCCCUAAUUUGCCUUUCUUUAAUAUGACAUUGAGUACCUACUGACUGGCCAUUUGGAUAGAUACCUUUUCUGUGAAAAAUCUGUUUAAAUCUUCCCUGUUUUAUAAAUUGGUAUGUUUGUCUUUUAAUAAUUUAUUUGUAGCAGUUAUUUAUAUCUUACAGAUCAGGUCCUUUCAGAUACGUGUGUGUAUAUGUGAGUGUGUGUGCAUGCAUGUGUGUGCAUCUGAUAUACACAGGCAUAUCUCAGAGAUAUUGUGGAUUUAGUUCCAGACCACCCCACUGAUACAAAUAUUGCAAGAAAGGGAGUCAAAUGAAUUUUUUGGUUUCCCAAUAGAUGUUAAAGUUGUGUUCAUAGUCUAUUAAGUGUGCAAUAGCAUUAUGUCUAAAAAACAACAUAAAUACCUCGAUUUAGAAAUACUUUAUUGCUGGGCGCCUUGAGUGGCUCAGUCAGGUUAAGUGUCUGACUUUAGAUUUUGGCUCAGGUCAUGAUCUCACAGUUUGUGAGACUGUGUUGGGCUCUGUGCUGACAGUGAAGAGCCUGCUUGGGAUUCUCUUUACCUCUCUCUCUGCCCCUCCCCUGCUCAAGAGCGCGCGUGCACGUGCACUCCUUCUCUGUCUCAAAAUAAAUAAACAUUAAAAAAAAAUACUUUAUUGCUAAAAAAUGCUAACCACUACCUGAGCUUUUAGCAAGUCAUAAUCACUGAUUACAGAUCACCAUAACAAAUAUAAUAAUAACAAAAGAGCUUGAAAUAUUGAGAGACUUACCAAAAUGUGACAGAGACAGAAAGUGAGCAAGUACAUUUGGAAAAUGGUAUGGACAGACUUGGUUGACACUGGGUUGUUACAAACCUUACAUUCGUAAAAAAUAUUUUAUCUGUAAAGCGCAGUAAAAUGAAAUAUACUUGUACUGUUUUCUUCCAGUCUGUGAUUGGGAGGAACUUCCACAUUCCUCUCACUUCAGCCAGAUUCCCAAACUGUUAAUAUUUUACCAUAUUUACUCUAUUAGACUAUCUUUCUCUAAAUUGGUUUUUCUGAGCCAUUUGAGAACAAGUUUCAUAUGUGUUGUCCUGUGAUUCCAUACUAUUUCUGUGUGUAUUUUCCCCAGUCAAGGGCACUCCUAAUUAACUACUACAUAUCUAAGUCAGGUAAUUAACAUCGAUAAAAACCUACUCCUUUAGCAACAGGCCCUGUUCACAUUUUGCCAGCUGCCCCAACAAUGUUUCCUUUUCCAUUUUGGUCCAGGAUCCCAGUGCAGAACAUGCAGUGGACUUCAUUGUCAUGUACUCCAUGUCCUUCAGCCUGCAGUAACCCCUUAGUCUUUUACUGUCAUUUUUGUCCUCAACAGUCCUAUAUUCAGGAGGAUGAUCUGCAAGCUGAAUCCAUUAAUAUUUCCUCAUGACCAGACUCAGGUAAUGAUUUCUUGGCAAAAAUAUCAUAGAAAUGAUGUGUAAUAUUCUCAGUACUUCAUAUCAAGGGACACACGAUAUUAAGCAAUCCCAUUACCAGUGAUGUUAACCUUGAUCAUCUGGUCAUGUUGGUGGCUGCCACUUAUCUCUGCUUUUCUUCACUGUAAAGUCAUUGUUUUUCUUUUUAUAACUGACAAGUAUUUUAUGUGUAGACAGUUUGAGAUUAUGCCAGUAUAUUAUUCCUCAUCAAAUUCAAGCUACCAGCAUUACUGUCCUCCCUAAAUCAGCAGCCAUGAUAUGUUUGCCAAGUGAUGAUUUUUGUUUGUUUCCAUUAUGCCUUCUGCAUUUAUAAAUUGGCCUUCUGCUGUAAAGAUGAGUUUUCUCAUUCCUUCCCUCCCCCCUCCCUACCUUUCUUUCAGUAUGGACUCAGAUUUAUGAUUUAUUCAUUGAGUUGUAAUUUGUUAGUAUUAUUAUUUAUUUUGAUGCUCAGAUUACUCCAGUUUUGGUCAGCCGGAGCCCUUUCAAGCUGUUUCCCUUUUAUAUGUCCUUAUCAUUCUUUGAACACUUCUAGAUUUCUAGAACAACAGGAUGUUCCAGGGUCAUCUUGUAUUUUCCCUGCCCUAUUCCUGGAAUCAGCCAUUUCUCUAAGGAGUCCAGGUUCUUUUCAUGGAGGAUGGUAUUUAGAAACCAACAUUUGACGGUUUGUUGUGCUCAGUGCUUUAGGAUGUCCUUGCUUUUAGGUGCUCUUUUCAGACAGAGCCCAGAAAUAUAGGUAUGUAUGUACAGCUCGCGCUCUCUCUCUCUCUCUCUCUCUCUCUCUUUCUCUUUCUCUCUUUCUCUCUCUCAUUUCUUUCUUUAUCUAUUUCUGUAUAUAUCUUUAAAAGCCGUGCAAACUAAUAUCUUAUUUACUUCUUUGUUUAAUUAGAGAGAGAGCAUGUGCAGAGGGGGAAAGGGGGGAGAGGGAGAGAGAAAGAAUCUUAAGCAGGCUCCCCACUCAACAUGGAGCCCAAUGUGGGGCUCAAUCCCACGACCCUGGGAUCACAACCUGAGCCGAAAUCAAGAGUUGGAUGCUCAGCUGACUGACCCACCAGGUGCCUGUCAAGCUCAUAUCUUUAAUUUCAAUAUAAUACCUUGGGUUUCUCUCUAGCCUUACCGCUUUUCAUGUUUGUAAGUACCUUUUUUCAAGAAUGAGAAAUCUGGCUUUCAUUAGUCUCAGAAUAUUUAUUUAUUUGCUCAAUUCAUUAACUUACUUGCUUAUUGUAAUUGACCUCCCAACCACCCUGGCCUUCUCCAUUUGCCAUGUAUGUACCCCACUUGAGUACCUUAUGUCCUUGAACACUAGCAGACGGAAGCAGGAAAACAGAGAAAUGGUAAACUUCUUAACAUGACUCCUAGGACAAAGAGGUGGAAAGUGAGAAGCAACCUAGUUUACUCUGUAAAAUCUUAAAUAGUAUUUGUUCCUGUUAUCUAUUGUUAUGUAAAAAAGCCACUCCAAAACUUAGUCACUUGAAAUAUGGACAAUGUUAUUUUGCACACAAAUCUGCAGUUUAGGCAGAGCUUGGCAAGAAUUCUCUGCUCCAUUCAAGGAGCAGAAUGGCUCAAAGGCUGGGUGGGAGCUGGAAUCAUAUGUAGGCUCUUUCACUGCCAUGUCUGGUGGCUAAUGCUAGCUUGUUGGCUGGGACCUCAGCCAGGGCUGUGGCUAGAACAUCUAUAGGUGGCCUUCCAUGUGGCUUUUUUCUUCUUACAUCAUAGUGGCUGUGUUCCAAGGGCACACAUUACAAAAGAGAGCCAGGUGGAAGCCAUGUUGCCUUUUCUUACUUAGCCUAUGAAGUCACACAGUAUCAUUUUCACUGCAUUCUGUUCCUUGGAAGUAAGUGCCUAAGCCCAGCCCCAUAUUUAAGGGGAGAGGAAUUUGUUUCUACUUUUUCUUUCUUUCUUUUAAUAAAAAAAAUUUUUUUUUUUGAGAGAGAGAGAGAGGGCUCAAGUGAGCGAGGAGCAGAGAGAGAAUCUUAGGAGGGGCAGAGAGAGAGAGUGGAGAGAGAGAGAAGUGGGGCUUAUCUGACUCAGGGCUUGAGUUCACCUGAUGUGAGACCCGAACUCACAAACUGUGAGAUCAUGACCUGAGCCCAAGUCAGAUGUUUAACGACUGAGCCACCCAGGUGCCCCUGUUUCUACCUUUUCAUGAGAGGACUGUCAAAUAAUUUGUAGACUUUUUUUUUUUUUUUUAAGAUUUUUGUAAUUUUAAGUAAUCUCUACAUUCAUCAUGGGGCUUGAACUCACAACUCUGAGAUCAGGAGUUGCAUGCUCUACCGACUAAGCCAGCCAGGUGCCCUGUAGACAUGUUUUAAAAUCAGCAUAGUAUUUAAAAAUAUUUUUCUGAAUGAAUAGAAGGUCCUUUCAUUUGUACAUUUGAAUUUGUUUAAUACUUUUCAUUUUGUUUAAAACUUUAAAAAAUAAAUAUAUAUAUUUUUACACAGAUACAUAAAAGGGAUCAUGUUUUUUAUAUAUAUUGUUUAGUGAGGUCUGUUGUUUUCUCUUUUGCUUGCCUCAUUUCCCCCUUCUCUUUAUUUUCUCAUUUUGAAUUAUCUCCCUACCAUGUAACUCAUAUCUUCAUCCUUCUAUAUAUUUUUUCUUGUAUAAUAUAAAAAUGUAUAUACACAUCAUAUAGUGGAUUGGGGAUAUUGUUUUAAAAAUAGCAUCAUAUUGGGGAGCCUGGGUGGCUCAGUCCGUUAAGUGGCUGACUUUGGCUUAGGUCAUGAUCUCAUGGUUCGUAAGUUUGAGCCCCAUUGGGCUCGCUGUUGUCAGCGCAGAGCCAGGUUUGGAUCCUCUGUCCUCCUCUCUCUCUGCCCCUCCCCCCACUGGGGUGCGUGUGCAUGCGCAUGCGCUUGCUCUCAAAAAAUAAACAUUAAAAAAUAGAAUCAUAGGGGCACCUGGAUGGCUCAGUCGGUUAAGCAUCUGUCUUCAGCUCAGGUCAUGAUGUCAUGGUUCGUGGGUUCAAGCCCUGCCUCGGCUCUCUGCUGUCAGUACAGAGUCUGCUUCGGAUUCUCCAUCUCCCUCUCUCUGCCUCUCCUCCGCCUCGCACAUGCUCGCUCUUGCUCUCUCUGUCAAAAAUAAAUAAACAUUAAAAAAUAGAAUUAUAUUAAAAUUGAUUUUUGCAUCUUGCUUUUCUUACUGAACACCUUGUAAAAAUGCCUGUAAGUCAAGAGAUUUUGUUCUACUCUAUUCUUUUUAAUAGCUGUGCACAUAUUCUGUUUUCUGAUUUGGUUAUUUAAUUAUGAAGGGAUAAAGAUUAGACUCAGAGAAUAGGAACAAGAAUAGGAAUGGAGAGGGACAAGGUUUAAAGAAAAAGUGGUCAGGAAUGAGGAAGAGAGAGGAGUACUCAAUAUUCCUGGAGUCUUAAUUUUUUUUUUUAAUGUUUUUAUUUAUUUUUGAGACAGCAUGAGCAGGGGAGGGGCAGAGAGAGAGGGAGACACAGAAUCGGAAGCAGGUUCCAGGCUCUGAGCUGUCAUAACAGAGCCCGACACGGGGCUCGAACUCAUGAACUGCGAGAUCAUGACCUGAGCUGAAGUCGGCCGCUUCACCGACUGAGCCACCCGGGCACCCUAAUAUUCCUGGAGUCUUAAAGCAGAUGUGCCAUCAAAGGAGACAAGGAGGGGGAAAAUGGUAAUGGGAAGGUGCAUUGAUGGCUUUUUUUUUUUUUUUUUUUUUUUUUUGGAAAUAAGUGUUUUUGCAUAUAGUAAAAUUGCCUAUCAGGAAAUUGGAGACACUUGGAGACAUGGUAAGCAUAUGAGUCCAUGGGCAGGAUUGGAACUUAUAGGCAAAGCUAUGGGAUAGAUGAUCACUUGAAAGAGUGUGGUGUCUUGCUCAUUGUUUGCUGUUUGUGGUGGACCCAGCAAAUGAGAUUUCUUCAUUCCAGGCCAGGAUCCUGGGUAUUCACAUUUUAUCCAUUAAGUUUUGUUUUUUUUUAAAGCUGGCCAUCUUUCAGAAGCAGAGUUUUUAUUUUCAUUUUAUAUAAUGUGGGUUGAGAGAACCUUUUGCUAAAUAUAGCAGUGUGUAUUUGCUAGUCUUUCAGAGGCACUUAGGACAUUUAAAAUCUGAAGCCAGAGCUACCUGAUUGGAACUUCUUUAAUCUCUUUCACAUCAAACCAACCUAGGUUCUUUGUGAUAAUUAGCAUCAUUGAAUGGCUGAAGGAAGAUUUUUUUCUCUCUUAUGUUAGAGAGAGGAUUUGCAGUAUAGCUAAGUAAUGGAUGCAUAAUAAAUAGGACAGACACAUGAUUCCACUGAAACUCUUGACCUGAUAACCACUCUGAUUUCAUUGGGAUGAUGAUGAUGAUGAUGAUGAUGAUGAUGAUGAUUGAAAAUACUAGUGGUGUUGAGGCCCCUGGGUGGCUCAGUCGGUUAAACAUCUGACUUUGGCUUGUGAGUUCAAGCCCCCGUCGGGGUCUGUGCUGACAGCUCAGAGCCUGGAGCCUCUUCAGAUUCUGUGUCUUUCUCUCUCUCUCUCUGCCCCUCCCUCACUCAUACUUUGUCUCUCAAAAAUAAAGAAAUAUUAAAAAAAAUUUUUUUAAUAAAGAAAAAAAAGAAAAUACUAGUGGUGUUGAAGUCAGUAGUAGAGAAUAAUGCCAUCUCCUUUUUAGGAACAAAAAUCUUUCCCUCCCUGCCCUCUCCCCAGGCUCCAGGAAUGUUGAAGGGAGUGAUUGCAAUUUUCUACUUGUAGUUUGGAUGACUAAAGUUCAAAGCUACGGAUAGCCCAAGAGCUCUAUGUAAAUGAUUCAGUAGAUAUGAUAAAAGUUUUUCAGAUUGAAUUUUGAUCCGGAGUGUAAGGUGCUCCUGCUAUUGUUUUUCUUUCUGGUCUCUUUGAUUUUGGUCUUUUUUCAGAUAAACUUCAGCAGACAAUAAAAGAUCUCAAUUAUAUGUAAAACAUGUUGGGAAAGUUACAAAGAUGAAUGUGAUAUGAACCUGUCCUUAAAGAACUCACUGUCUUGGUAUAAACAGCAAAUAGGAGUACAAAGCAGAUUGAAAGAAGUAAUAAAUGGAGGUACAUGCUCAUGUAGUACAGGAAAAAAGACAUUACUUCCUCUGUAGAAUCUGGCAUUUGAACUGGAAUUUUUUCAACUUUCUUUCAUGGAAAAUUUUAAAAAUAGAGAAAAAUAGAGAAAAUGUGCAGUGAAUCCCUAUGAACUCAAUACUCAGCUUCAUUAACAGCUCAAGGUUGUUUCAUCUGUAUCCCCACUCCCUUCCCCCAGAUUCACCCCUAGAUUAUUUUGAAAUUUUUUAAUGUUUAUUUUUGAGAGAGAGUGAGAGAGAGAAAGAGAGCAUGCGUGUGCGCACAGUGCCCGUGAGCAAGUUGAGGAGGGGUGGAGAGACAGAGAAAGACACAGAAUCCAAAGCAGGCUCCAGGCUCUGAGCUGUCAGCACAGAGCCCAAUGCAGGGCUUGAACUCACAAAGGGCAAGAUCAUGACCUGAGCAGAAGUUGGAGGCUUAACUGACUGAGCUACCCUGGCACCCCACCCCCCAUUAUUUUGGAGCAAAUCUCAGAUAUCACAGCAUUUCUUCUAUAACAAUUUCUAUAUAUAUCUCUAAAAGGCAACAACACUUUUUUUUUCCUAAACAUGUUUAUUUAGUUUUGAGAGAGAGCGGGGACAGAGGGUCCAAAACAGGUUCUGUGCUGACAACAGAGAGCCUGACGUGGGGCUUGAACUCCCUAACCGAGAGAUUGUGUCCUGAGCCUAAGUGGAUGCUUAACUGACAGAGCCACCCAGGUGUCCCAAGACAGGGACACAUUUAUUUAUUUGUUUAUUUAUUUAAAAUGUUUGUGUUUAUUUUUGAGACAGAGGUGGGGGAGGGGUAGAGAGAGAGGGAGACAGAAUCUGAAGUAGACUCAAGGCUCUGAGUUGUCAGUAUAGAGCCCAAUGUGGGGCUUGGACUCAUGAACCAGGAGAUCAUGACCUGAGCAAAGUCAGACGCUCAACUGACUGAGCCACCCAAGCACCACUUAUUUUUAUUUUUUUUAAAGUUUUAAUCUUUAAGUAAUUUCUACACCCAGCAUGGGCCUCAAACACACAAUCCUGAGAUCAAGAGUUGCACACUCCAGUGACUCAGCUAGCCAGGUGCCUCAGAUAGGAACACUUAUGAAAAAUACACAACCUCAAUGUUAUUAUCCUUCCUGAAAUAAUUAACAGUAAGUCCUCGAUAUUAUCGAAUUUAUAGUUAGUUGAACUGGACUUUACAGAGAAGAUUUUAAUAGGUGGUGAAUGGAAGAAAGGGAAUGUGGGUUAAAGGAAUAGCAUAUGCAAAAGCAGGGGGAUGUACAUAAGUGAAAGUGAAAGGUAAUAAAGUGAAAGGUAAUAAAAAUCUGAUUUGCGGAUGUGGCAAUGGAAGUGGAAAGGAAAUGACAAAAUGAGUCAUUGCAGAGGAAAACUCAAUGGAAUUUUCCAGCUGAGGAUUGCAUAUGUAUCUUCUCUCUAUUUCUGGUUAACAAUGUUUGAGUGGAUCUUAUGAGCCAUAUAGAACUUGCGGGCCAAGUGUUAUUCUCAGCUGGUGUUUGUUAAGUAAAAUUUUAUUGGCCAACAGCUACAUCCGUUCAUUUUCACAUUAUCUAUGAGAGCUUUCACCCUAUAAUGACACAGUUGGGUAGUUGCAACAGAGACCCUAUGGCCUUCAAAGCCCCAAAAUAUUUACUGUCUGGCUUUUAUAGGAAAAGUUUGCUCAGCCCUGAUCUAGAAGAAACUGGUUUCUGGGUUUAGUACUGUCAGAAGACUGUGUUGAAUGUAUAGAUUAGGAACAGCCAUAGUUGUGAAUCAGAAGCUUUGGAAUUUGUUUUGCUCUGUCUUUAUCAUUCACUCCAUAGCUUGAGAAAGUAAGUUUCUCUAAGAAUUCCUUUUUCCGUUUGUUACCUUGUUUAUUGUCUUUUUCCUCCCACCCCCGCCCCCAACUAGAACUUAAACUCCGUGAAAUUAGAGAUUUUGUGGUUUUUGUGUUCACUACUCUAUUCCCAGGGCCUGGAUCAAUGCUGGAUACUUAGUAGGCUAGGCACUCAGUAAAUAAUUGCUGAAUAAAUAAUUAUUGCCUUAGUCUUUUUGCUUCUCUUCUGCACUAGACACAUUUGGAGCCUUUUGAGAGAAUAAGAAUGAUAUGUCUAGAUGGCAAUGAUGCUGUUAACGUAAAUGUGUUAUACUUUUUUCCCAACAAAGUUUAGAAAACCGCUUCAUUGAUACAAUGGAGUAGUAAGCAGCAAUUAAAACUAGUAACUACGAAGACGCUAGAAAUGUGGAACCAUGUUUAGAUGGGUCAAAAUCUUACAUGCACACUGCCUGUCUAAAUUAUAUGUGGAUAUAGACAAAGACUGCAAGAUAAUACCAACAUGAAAUCAUUGUUUUCAGACAAUGGGUUUUGGGGUGUUUUUUUUCUCUCCAAAAUUUUCUUUAAUACUAUUGUUUCCUCAUGUUUUCAAUAAUGAUUUUAAAAUAAAUAAUUUUUCCAUGUUUCUUUGCCUGCCCCUACCUCUGUACCAUGUCCAGAUAUAUAACCUUUAGUGUAGGUCACAAAUAAUGCAGUAAUCAGAAAUAGGGGCUCAUAUUGAAUCUCAGCAUUGGAAAGGUUGAUGGGUAUUAUGGAUAGGUGUUUGUUUCACUUUAUCCCAUCAUAAAUUGUUACAGUAUUCUUCCCAGCAGGACGUAUGCCUGUAAGCAUCCUUGGUUAGAGCCUGAUUUGAGGCUUACAUUUAGACAAAACCCCUCUUAUUUAAAAUAGAACAUGAAUAGGCAAGGUGGAAAGGAGUGGUUGGGUAAGAGUGUGUUUCUGAGAGCAUGUCCCUUCUUUCCUCUUGGUCUGAGAUGCACAUUCUGGCUAGCUUUUCCUCUGUGCCUUAGAAAGGCAGUGUUUCCUUUUGGCUGCACUCGUUUGGAGUUCAUUUGGUUUUCUUCCCAUUUCACUUUCAGACUGCCUUUGAAAACAUGGAUAGGUCUUUUCUUUGUGUCUCAGUUUUUCCAUGUGCAAAAUUGUUCUCUCUGUAUCUCCUAAGAAUAUGAUGAGUUUCCAAUAGGUGUUUGUGUUUGUUCUACCAAACUACAUUUCUAGGCUAUAUAUAGCAUUCCAGCCAUUGCCUCGAGGCUUCAUCUGAGUGUCUUGUUAGGAGCUGGAAUUCUGCAGUACAAAACAAAAUACAGAGGGAUUCCACAAUCUUACUUCCCAAGUUUAACCAAUGGGAAGAUGAUGAAGUACCUUUUCGCGUUUAAUUCAAAGUAAAAGUCAACAUCCUUCUAAGUACUCUACGAGAGCCUACCUAAAAUGACUCCCUGCCUUUCUUACUAAUUUGAUCACCUACUGCUUCCUCAUAGGUCCCUCCAUUCUGUCAACAGAAAUCUUGCCCUUCCUGGAAAAUGUCAGACAUGACCUGCUUCUUUGUCCUGCCUCUGCUGGGUAGAUACACAGUUCAUUCUUGCUCUUCCUGUAAGUGUUUGCCUAAGGGUCACCUUCCCAGUUAGGUCUGCCCUGAGCCCCCUGCCCCCGUAUCAUUCCUACCUCUUUUUGUACACAGCACUUGUCAACUUCUAACACACUUUUUAUAUAUAUUUUAUAUAUUUUUUAUAUAUUUUAUAUUUCCUUAUAAAAUAUACUUAUUGUUUACUAUCUCCUCCACUCUCCCAACUAGAAUGAAAGCUCCUCUGUGAGGGCAAGGGGUUUUGCUGUUGGAUCCCUAGUGGUUAGAUAUGGGUCAGUUGUAUGGUAAGCGCUUAGUAAAUAUUUGUUGAAUGAGUGAAGUGGCUAGGACACUGAGUUUCACCUUCUACUUGGAAUCUUCUUAUAUGACUGUUACACCAUACUACCUUGACCCCAGGGAUACUGUUGUUCCCUUUUUAAAAAAAAAUUUUUAAUGUUUGUAUAAUUUUCGGGAGAGAGAGAGAGAGAGACAAUGUGAGAGGAAGACACAGAAUCCGAAGCAGGCUUCAGGCUCUGAGCUGUCAGCUCAGAUGCAGGGCUCAAACUCAUGAACCAUGAGAUCAUGACCUGUGCUAAAGUUGAAUGCUCAAUUCACUGAGCCACCCAGGUGCCCUUGUUUUUCCCUUUAAUAAGCAAAAAGGAAAACACCUUCUCUUGGUCCUGCUUUGGCAUAACUGAGAUUGGCUAGAGAUCUCCAGGAAAUGUUUUAGUACCAAGACCAAUAGGGAAAUGAGUACAGAAAAUGUCAGAAGUACAACAGUCUGGCUUAUGGCAUAUGGCUCUUGAGUCUGCAUAACUAGCUUGCAGGACCUAGCCUAGUCUACCCACUUAUAAAAAAUCUAAUUCUAGCAUUAAAAAAAAAAAAAAAUAUAUAUAUAUAUAUGUAUAUAUAUAUGUAUAUUUAUUUAUUUAGAAAGAGAGAACAACUGGGGGAAAGGAACAGAGGGAGAGAGACAAAGAGAGACAAUCCCAAGUAGGCUCCAUGCUCAGCACAGAGCCUGACACGAGGCUUGAUCUCAUGACCCUGGGAUCGUGACCAGAGCCAAAAUCAAGAGUUGGACACUCAACCGACUGAGCCACCCAGCUACCCCUCUCAUCCUAGCUUUGAAAGACAAGUAUUGAUGUCCUUGAUGUCCUGCACAUGAUACCAUCUCAUAGUCUCCUGCUAAGGAGCUGCCUUCUUACAACUUACAAUGAGACCAAGAGAACAUCUGUAUUCUAGUUUGAGUGUUGCAUUAGUCAUUGUGGGCUGCCAUUACAAAACAACAAACAUUCAUUUUCUCAUAGUUUUGGAGACUGGAAAUCCAAGAUCAAGGUGCCGUAAGGGCUGGUUUCUAUUAAGACCUUUCUUCCUGACUUGGAGGCAGCCACUUCUCACUGUGUCAUCACAUGGCCUUUCCUCUGUGCACACAGAGAGAGAGGGAAAGAGAUGGAUCUUUGGUGUCUCUUCUUAUAAGGACAUUAAUCCUACCGGAUUAGGGUCUCAUUCUUAUGACUUCAUUUAACUUUACCUCCCUAAAGGCCCUGUCUCCAAAUAUGGUCACAUUGGAGGUUAGGACAUCAACAUACGAAUUUGAGGAGGGAGAUACACAAUUCAGUCCAUACCAAGUGUCAUUUCUUUUACUGGAACAAAUAACAUUAUGCUUCAGAUGAGAUGCCAAACCCAUGUUAGAUUCAGGGGAUAGCCUGUACCUUGUCCUCAUGAAGCUCAGUUUAUACAGGAGACAGAGAAGGGUGAUAAGUACUGUAGGGGUGUAUACAUGUGUCAAGGAAAACUUCUUUGGGAUGGUCGUGUAUAUUCUUGCACGUCUUUAAAUAAAUAUAUCCAUGGUUUGUGCAUAAUAGCAUAAAACAUAGUAAUAUGAGGAAAUCACGCAUACAGUGACAAGAAGGCAGUUCCUUCGAACUCUAGGGCAAACCCUCUUUGUCUUCGCCUGCCUUUAGUCCUGUCAGCUGUGGUUACUCCAGCCCCUCUUCUCAACCUCUACUUCUCAGACAUUUAACUGUGUUAAUUUAACAACCAAUGAUUUUCCUUUUCAUACUCUAUUGAAAAUUACUUUUUUUUUUCUUAUUUCUUUUCUUCAAGUUGAGUUGAACCUUUGGUUCUCUUUCCUUAUCUCUUAGCUUUCUCCAAAGGCAAUUCCUGGUGUUAAGUGAAAACUGUUCCUGUCAGAGCCUACUGUUUGCCAUUAAUAAAUGAUAAAGGAGGUUGUCAGACAACAGUAAUACUCUGUUUAUGAAACUGCAAUUACUGAUGCAGCAUUUUGUGAAGUUCUUACUAUAUAAAUGGCAUAAGUGGUUUGAUACGUUAUGACUCCAGAGAAUUCCUUACAUAAUCAGCCAACAUUUUCUCCUCUCAGGGGGAUACAUAUAACAUUAAAUUAAGUUGGUCUUGGUUGCCAUACACUUUAAACUGAGCUGGUUUUCCUGCCUGUGCUCAGACACGCUUAUGAGAGUAUAAUUGAUUUCUCUAACAGCAUGGAGUUAGAGGGAGUAGCCUUUUCCUACACUGGUCUCACUGAUGAUUCAUGGUCUUGAAAUAAUCAAAAAGCACUUAUUGCAUGCCUUAUUGCUUCAUGAUCUUUUGAUAAAGUACUAAAGCUCUUACCAAAUGCCUCCUGAUUUUAAUGGCAUGUCUUUACUUCUUUUUUUCUUUUAAUAUCAUUUUAGAGAGAGAGCAUGCACUCAUGCACAUGAGUGGGAGAGAAGGGCAGAAGGAGAGAAAGAGAGAGGAAAAAAAACCCAACACUCAAGCAGGCUCCACACUCAGCUCAGAGCCUGAGAUGGGGCUUGAUCUCACAAUCCCAGGAUCAUGACCUGAGCCAAAAUCAAGAGUUGGGUGCUCAACCAACUGAGGCACCAUGUCUUUACUUCUUAGCACACUCCACAAAAUACUCAAAAUCUGCUAGAUACUCUCUGUGAUCCUUCUCUUUUUGGAUGCUUCUGUGCCUAGCUCUUUGUCUCUGAUGUUUCUGGUCCUUGGGUUGUAAACUUCCCCCAGACAGGUGAUCUGCUGACAUGUAAACUGAGCUAAUUUUCAAUUACUUCUAUAAUUUUGUAGUAGAGGCUUUUAAAAAGUUAUUAAGUAUCUUUUUUGUUUUCUAUUAUCCUUCCUUUUAUCUUUCUAUUCCAAAUGUGCUUGUUCAUUCACCCAUCUCUUCUGUCCUUCCAUCUAACAUGUAUUGAACAUUUACUAGGUGUUCGUUGUUGUGGGACUUUCUUGGUCUUCUUGAUUGUAGUGCUGGCCUUAUAUAUUUUUGGUUUCUUUAUUCCAUUUUUUUCUAUCCUCAUGUGGAAUAUUCCCUAAUACUCUGCUUACUGUCCAUUGUAAUUAUUAAAGUUAAUUUCUUCUGUAGAUGGUUCUCUUUUUUAUUAGCUGUAUAAUUUUAUAUUGCUUUUUAAAUAGGUCCAUCACAGGGGCGCCUGGGUGGCUCAGUCGGUUGGUUAGGCGUCCAACUUCAGCUCAGGUCAUAAUCUCACUGCGCGUGAGUUUGAGCCCCACAUCGGGCUCUGUGCUGACAGCUCAGAGCCUGAAGCCUGCUUCCAAUUCUGUGUCUCCUUCUCUCUCUCUCUGCCCCUCUCCCACUCACACUCUUUUUCUCUCAAAAAUAAAUAAACGCUAAAAAAUUUAAAUAGGCCCAUCACAAAGGCUAUGAUAUGAACAGGAAAUAAAUGUGAUUUUUUCUUCUUUUCUCAUUAUUACUAACUGACUCAUGGUAACUUCAGAAAUGGAGAAACUCACUGUGAAAUAGAAAUACAAUACCAGCCACACAUGUACUUAAAAAAAAACAAACCCAAAACAACUUUAUUGAGAUCUGACUCAUAUACCAUGGAAUUCACUCAUUUAAAGUAUAUAAUCCAUUGACUUUUUAAAAAUAUUUGUUUAUUUUUGAGAGAGACAGACAGAAGAGGAGUGGGAGAGGGGUGGAGAGAGAGCGAAACACAGAAUCUGACGCAGGCUCCGGGCUCCAGGCUCCAGGCUCCAGGCUCUGAGCUGUCAGCACAGAGUCCGACUCCGGGCUCAAACCCACGAACCGUGAGAUCAUGACCUGAGCUGAAGUCAGAUGCUUAAUCAGCUGAGCCACCCAGGUGCCCCAAUCUGUUGGCUUUUAGAAUAUUUACAGAUAUAUGUACUUUAAAUUUUCUAAUAGCCACACAACAAAGGGAAAAAUAAACUAGUGAAAUUAAUUGAUCAGUAUAAAAGAAAUUUCCACUGUUUCUUUGACCUUGGACCAUAAAAGAGAACAUAAAAUGCAGUCGACAGUCUUUUAAGAGGAUAGAAGAGUUGGCAAAACAUUUCACUUGGUCGUGUAGCUUUCCCAUUCGUACACCUAUCCUAUAUACAUGGGUGCACUUAAUUGAUACUAAGCACCUCUUUUUCUCAUUUCUCACAAAUGACUAUAAUGUUGGCUUUUGUAUCCAGUUUGUCCCAGGAAGUGUUCAGUUUUUUCAAGGAGGAUGUAAAGGUAUAGUGUUCUCUUUUACUGGCCUGUUGAUCUGCUCUUUAUUUUCUGCAUGCUUACCUUUCCCUACAGACUUUUUAUGACAAACUUAAAAACCAUAUAAACAAUUUGAAAGUAUGAAAAGUGAUAGUAACUUCAGUUGCCCAGAAAUGUUAGGUAAUUAGUUACUGUCAUUUUAAUAUUUGGAGCUGACCGUGUUUCCUUUAACAGUGUGGACAAUUCUUCAAAAGACAAAGCAGUUUAACUGUAAAACUCAGCAAUUCCACUCCUAGGUACAGCAGUCUCCUGUUAUCCAAGGGGAUACUUUCCAGGACCCCAGUGGAUACCUGAAACCAUGGAGUGUACUGAACCUUAUGUAUACUGUUUUUCCUAUACAUAUAUACCUGUGAUAAAGUUUAAUUUAUACAUGAGGCACAGUAACAACAAUAACUAAUAAUAAAAUAGACAACUAUAAUAAUAUACUGUAAUAAAAGUUAUGUGAAUGUGGUCUCUCUCAAAAUAUCUUUUUUUGGGCAGAGGGGAGCAGAGAGAGAGGGGGGCAGAAUCCCAAGCAGGCUCCAUGCUGUCAAUGUGCAGCCCGACUUGGGGCUCCCUGAUCUCCGUAAGAUCAUGAUUUGAGCUGAAAACAAGAGUUGGAGCAGCACGCCUCUCUCAAAAUAUCUUAUUGUACUGUACUCACCCUUCUUGUGAUAAUGUGAGAUGAUAAAAUGUCUACAUGAUGAGAUGAAGCGAGAUGAAUGACAUGGUUAUUAUGAUGUGGUGUUAGGUAACUACUGACUUUCUGACAGUACACCAGAGGAAGAUCAUCCACUUUUGGGGAAUGGUUCACUGCAGUUAACUGAAAUCGUAGAAAGCAUAACCAUGGGCUAUUCAGCUUGACCCUGAAGAAACUCGUCAUGCUAAAAGAAAUGGACAAAGAUCUUAACUCGGUGGUCAUUGCUGUGAAGCUACAGGGUUCAAAAAGGAUUCUUCGCUCCAACGAGAUCAUCCUUCCAGCUAGUGGACUUGUGGAAACAGAACUCCAAUUAACCUUCUCCCUUCAGUACCCUCAUUUCCUGAAGCGAGAUGCCAACAAGCUACAGAUCAUGUUGCAAAGGAGAAAGCGUUACAAGAACCGGACCAUCUUAGGCUAUAAGACCCUGGCUGUGGGACUUAUCAACAUGGCAGAGGUGAUGCAGCACCCUAAUGAAGGCGCUCUGGUGCUUGGCCUGCACAGUAACGUGAAGGAUGUCUCUGUGCCUGUGGCAGAAAUAAAGAUCUACUCUCUGUCCAGCCAGCCCAUUGACCAUGAAGGAAUCAAAUCCAAGCUGUCUGAUCGUUCUCCUGAUAUUGACAAUUAUUCUGAGGAAGAGGAGGAAAGUUUCUCAUCAGAACAGGAAGGCAGUGAUGAUCCGUUGCACGGGCAGGACCUGUUUUAUGAAGAUGAGGAUCUACGGAAAGUAAAGAAGACCCGGAGGAAACUAACCUCAACCUCUGCCAUCACAAGGCAACCUAACAUCAAACAGAAGUUUGUGGCCCUCCUGAAGCGGUUUAAAGUUUCAGAUGAGGUAGGCUUCGGGCUGGAACACGUAUCCCGAGAGCAGAUACGAGAGGUGGAAGAGGACUUGGAUGAACUGUAUGAUAGUCUGGAGAUGUACAAUCCCAGCGACAGUGGCCCUGAAAUGGAAGAGACGGAGAGCAUCCUUAGCACUCCAAAGCCCAAGCUCAAGCCCUUCUUUGAGGGGAUGUCGCAGUCCAGCUCACAGACGGAGAUUGGCAGCCUCAACAGCAAGGGUAGCCUCGGCAAAGACACCACCAGCCCUAUGGAAUUGGCUGCUCUAGAAAAAGUCAAAUCUGCUUGGAUUAAAAAUCAAGAUGACAGCUUGACUGAAACAGACACUCUGGAAAUUACUGACCAGGACAUGUUUGGGGAUAUGAGCACAAGUCUGGUUGUGCCAGAGAAGGUCAAAACUCCCAUGAAGUCCAGCAAAACAGAUCUCCAAGGUUCUGCUUCUCCCAGCAAAGUGGAUGGGGUACACACGCCCCGGCAGAAGCGGAGCACACCCCUGAAGGAGCGGCAGCUCUCCAAGCCCCUGAGUGAGAGAACCAACAGCUCCGACAGUGAGAGGUCCCCCGACUUGGGCCACAGCACGCAGAUUCCAAGAAAGGUUGUGUAUGACCAGCUGAAUCAGAUCCUGGUAUCAGAUGCAGCUCUCCCAGAAAAUGUCAUCCUUGUCAACACUGCGGACUGGCAGGGCCAGUACGUGGCAGAGCUGCUCCAGGACCAACGGAAGCCUGUCGUGUGUACCUGCUCCACCGUGGAGGUCCAGGCCGUGCUGUCUGCCUUGCUCACCCGUAUUCAGCGCUACUGCAACUGCAACUCCUCCAUGCCGAGGCCGGUGAAGGUGGCAGCAGUGGGAGGCCAGAGUUACCUGAGCUCCAUCCUCCGGUUCUUUGUCAAGUCGCUGGCCAGCAAGACCUCCGACUGGCUUGGCUACAUGCGCUUUCUCAUCAUUCCCCUCGGUUCUCACCCUGUGGCCAAAUACUUGGGCUCAGUCGACAGUAGAUACAGCAGUAACUUCCUUGAUUCUGGCUGGAGAGACCUCUUCAGUCGCUCGGAGCCCCCAGUGUCAGAGCAACUGGACGUGGUCGGGCGGGUCAUGCAGUAUGUCAGUGGGGCAGGUGUCACACACCAGCUCCCCGUAGCUGAAGCCAUGCUGACCUGCAGGCAUAAGUUCCCUGAUGAAGACUCCUAUCAGAAGUUUAUCCCCUUCAUUGGCGUGGUGAAGGUGGGUCUGGUUGAAGAUUCUCCCUCUACUGCAGGUGAUGGGGAUGACUCGCCUGUGGUCAGCCUUACUGUGCCCUCCACAUCACCGCCUUCCAGCUCAGGCCUGAGCCGAGAUACCACAGCCACCCCUCCUUCGUCCCCAUCCAUGAGCAGUGCCCUCGCCGUUGUGGGGAGCCCCAACAGCCCAUAUGGGGACGUGAUUGGCCUCCAGGUGGACUACUGGCUGGGCCACCCUGGUGAGAGGAGAAGGGAAGGCGACAAGAGGGACGCCAGUUCCAAGAACACCCUCAAGAGCGUCUUCCGCUCAGUGCAGGUUUCCCGCCUGCCCCAUGGUGGGGAGGCCCAGCUUUCCGGUACCAUGGCAAUGACUGUGGUCACCAAAGAGAAGAACAAGAAAGUUCCCACAAUCUUCCUGAGCAAGAAACCUCGAGAAAAGGAGGUAGAUUCCAAGAGCCAGGUCAUCGAGGGCAUCAGCCGCCUCAUCUGCUCUGCCAAGCAGCAGCAGACCAUGCUCAGAGUGUCCAUCGACGGAGUCGAGUGGAGUGACAUCAAGUUCUUCCAGCUGGCGGCCCAGUGGCCCACCCAUGUCAAGCACUUUCCAGUGGGACUAUUCAGUGGCAGCAAGGCCACCUGAGGGCACUAUCUCCUGGCCACUCUCCCUCCUGGCACUGCCACCAGCCUCACCGCCUGCGGGCAGGGGGAGGCCAGCAGGCCUGGGUCCAGCGUCCCCUUUCCUGGCCCUGAGGCCUGUAUCUCUCUUGCCCAGUCCUGAAGGACACUGCCAGUGGGGACGCUGCUCCCCUCCCUCCUGCUCAGUCCUCUCCCUCCCAUUCCAGGCCGGGGCGUGUCGAUUUUGCCUUUUGGCACCCAUCCCUGGGCCUCCCUUCACCGACUUCCAGUCUCCCCACAUGGCACCAGUUCCUUCCUGGAAAUAGGAAACCUGGAACCCUGGCCCACAGCAGGGAAUCCAGCCCUCCCCAUCCCUCUGCCAGCUGCCCAACCUGCCCCCCCUCAAGUGGGGCCCAGGGCCACUUCCCACUCCAGUGGCUUCUCCCAGUGUGGGGUAGGAGGGGCACCCUGAGCCCAAGGGACCCCCUCCCCUCCACAAUCACAGGAGCAGCCCCACCCCACCCUCAUCCCCAGAACCGCAUUUCUGUGGUGAUGCCAUGUAUUUCUGGGGUGGAGGGGCCUUCCUGGUCUCCCCCAUGCACGACUUCCUCACUGACCCCCAGGUCCCCCCUAGAUGUCACGAGCAUCCUUGAGUGUUUCUUUGGUUCUCUGCACAGCCAGUCUCUUGGUGGUUCCAUGUGACUCGCUUGGGCACCAGUCGCUGUCCUUGUGGCUCCCCCUUGUUGAUGACUCUCCUCCCUCUGCCUCCCACCCCCUGCCCUCCAGCACAGCCUGCCUCUUCCUGAACUCCAGACUGGGACAGAUGGGAGGCAGACCCCCACCGGCAUAUUGUCUGUGACCCUACAUCUCCCCGUGCCCACCAUGUCCAUUUGUGUCCCGUUCCCUAGUGUGUUCUUCCCCUCCUCCCACCUGGACAGAGAGCCCACCUUCCCAGCCAGGUCUCUCUCCAGCAGGCUCCAAACCCUCCCUCUUGCCAUGGGGGUCUGAGCCAACUCCUCAGCCUCGACCAUCAGCCUUCUCAGGAGAAGCUGAGCACGCAGGGCCACCAUCCCAGCCGCAGCCCUCUGUCCACCACCCCAGCACCUCCAGAGCUUUACCGUUGCCCUCACCCCUUCUAGAAGUUUUUGCACAGAACUUCAUUUUGAAAAGUGUUUUUCUCAUUCUCCAUACCUCCCCAAACUCCUCCAGCCCUUAUACCCCUGCUCAGCCCUGCUGUCCAGAGCAUCUCCUGGGCUGAGCUGCUCUCUUGGGGCCGGAGAGGGGUGGGGUUUGGGGGACUGAGUGGAUGUUGGGUUUUUCAUUCAAUAAACUGGUGAUUUCUUACCAAC
Panthera uncia (snow leopard) is the source of this 20211-nucleotide messenger RNA. RefSeq names its product phosphofurin acidic cluster sorting protein 1 (gene PACS1). Lineage: Eukaryota; Metazoa; Chordata; Mammalia; Carnivora; Felidae. Gene Ontology annotation, molecular function: transmembrane transporter binding. The record is from RefSeq and is a predicted model, not a curated record. Gene Ontology annotation, biological process: protein localization to plasma membrane. The coding region runs from base 16383 to 18887 and encodes 834 amino acids. The transcript has 24 exons.